GGGUACUUGAUUAGAAUUCAUGGGUGUAAAUAUGACAUUAACUCCACAUUUACAUAACUUAGCAGAGGAAACAGUGUGUGAGUGGAUGUUGUCUGGCUCCCGUUUACACUCCAAUAUUCUAAUUUGGCAGGAUUACCGAAAUGUGUCAUGAAUAUUCAUGAUACCUUAUUCAAUCGACCUUCUUAAAACGAAAGUAGUUUAAAGAUUUUCCAAUUCUUAAAAAUGGCGUCGUUGGAAGAGGAUAUGGACACUGGUGAAUUUUAUGGUGUACAAGCAGAACCAAGAGACAUGGACAGUCAAAGCAUAAAGAUAUCGCCAUUCCAAGUUCCAAAUAAGGCUGGAGGAUAUGUGUACAAGACAACUCUAGAAUCCCAGCUUUGUAGUUUCAUUUGUACUGGCUCCCCAAAUCAUAACUAUAGGGCAGGGAAUUGUGAGCUGACUUUAGAAGAUGUGCCUUUUGUAAUUCAAUUAAUUCAGGACGGAUCAGGAAAGACAGUGGUCGACAUACUCAUUCGCUUCUCAACAACGUCCCGCGCGUUCAAACAAGACCCACUGAUCUUUAUUUUGGCGAUUUGCUGCCGAUCUAAUGAUAAGGCAACAAAAAAUGCUGCAUACAGUGCACUCCCAUCCAUUUGUAGAAUUCCUACACAACUAUUCAGAUUUUUAAACUUUUGUAAAAUGAUAAGCAGUCAUCAGUCCAGGAGUAAAGGCUGGGGCAGAGCUCACCGAAAGGCAAUAUGCGAUUGGUAUCGUAGCUAUGGGGCAACAGAACACAAACUGAAAUUAUUGGCCCUUCACAUAACCAAAUAUUCCAAAAGAUAUGGAUGGAAGCAUAAAGAUGUGAUUCGUUUAUCACAUCUCAAAGUUAAUGACGAAGAUCCAGCAUUAAAAUAUCUAGUCAUCGUUGCAGUAAAAGGAAAACAAUUCGCAGAUUCAACCAAUUUCAUGCAGAAUCUACAACAACAGGAUAAUUACGAAACUUCACAUUUAAAACAGAUCGUCGAUCUCCUUACUGCGAUUGAAACUGCCAAGACGACAAAGGAUGUUACGCAGAUGAUCAGACUUAUUUUGCAGCAUAGAUUAGUAAGAGAACAUGUGCCAGCUUGCUUUUUGAAUGACAGAAAUGUAUGGUUAGCUCUAGCUAGACACAUGCCAAUGAUAGCCCUGAUACGCAAUCUGGGAAAGAUGUCAAAAUUAGAGCUUUUCCAACUAGAAGCUCCAUCUGGAGAGAGAUCUUUUGAAGAACACUUAGCCUUGGAGAAAUUGAAAAACAAAGAACUUAUUUCGAAGGACAAAAUCCACCCAUUUACUUAUAUGUUGGCGAUCAAUCAAUAUAAAAAAGGCGAGAACGGAUCUAAAACGUUACAGUGGCCAGUUUUUCCACAGAUAUGUGCUGGCCUUGAAGAAGGUCUGUAUUUCUCCUUUCAAAAUAUCAGACCCACUGGAAAGCGGUUUUUAGUGGCAAUUGACAUCAGUAAAUCAAUGACAGAAAAAGUGAACGUCAUAGGUGCACCCUCCCUCCAGCCACUGGACGUGACUGCCUUCAUGUAAACUCUAACUGUCAGAACAGAAAACUGUGACGCAAUCGUUUUCUCUGAUAAAAUAACCGAUGAGUUGCAUUGCCUUCCCUCCGAUAGUAUAGGGAUUGUUUCUGGAAAAAUUGCUGAUCUUCUCACAGAUCAGAGGUCGGGAUCAACAUCGAAUUGCUCUCUGCCAAUUAAGUACGCAAUGGAAAAGAAACAAAAUUACGACGUGAUUGUAAUUUACACGGAUUCCAAUAUAUCCCUUGGAUAUCCUCAUCCGUCUGAAGCAAUAAAGAGGUACAGAAAAUUCUUCCGAAAACCCGACGUGAAACUGGUAGUCUGUAAUCUGGCUUGUUCGGACGUCUCUAUUGGAGACACAGAAGAUCCUUUGACCUUGACGGUUUGUGGAUUCGAUUCCUAUGUUCCGCAGACUAUAACAAACUUCAUAAAGGGUGAUUGUUGAUUUCACAUGCAUUGAUAUAUAUUAGUUAAAUGUUCAUUAUUUGAUAUCAUGUACGAAAUCAUUGAGGAUUUGAAAAGUAAAACAAAACGCUUUUGUACCCCGUUUCUUUGGAAAUAGAUUACAAGAAUAGAUAUUGACACAUCUGAAAA
Ostrea edulis (European flat oyster) is the source of this 2135-nucleotide messenger RNA. Its product is annotated as RNA-binding protein RO60-like. NCBI's taxonomy places the organism in Eukaryota, Metazoa, Mollusca, Bivalvia, Ostreida, Ostreidae. Gene Ontology annotation, molecular function: RNA binding. The record is from RefSeq and is a predicted model, not a curated record. Gene Ontology annotation, cellular component: ribonucleoprotein complex. The coding region runs from base 223 to 1551 and encodes 442 amino acids. The transcript is spliced from 2 exons.